CUAUGCUCAAUGAUAUUUAAGCAGUGGUUUUAUCUUCAACUUGAUUUAGUCAUUGUUUGGAAGAGCUGGGAGGAUGUUGGUGUUGCUAUUGAUUGUGUCAACUCUAAUGGACAACUCUAAUGGCCAUCCAGUGUAUAUCCUAAUAUCCCCCGGCAGAAACUUGGAUAUGAACGAGGCUGUACUGUACCACAGUGAACCAAUCGAAGCACUACCUUUCGUAGAAGAUCCCGCCAAGAUCUACGCUUCAAAUGACAUAUUCGGCGAUGUCCACAAGUUGGUGAUUGGAGUGCAGAAUUUUGUGCAACAUCCGCCGAGUUCACUGUACAGUGCCUUCAACCAGCUGCAGACCAACACACAGAAGGUCGACAAAAGGCAGAAGCAGAAGCCUUUGGGUCAGAAGGUGACUUUUGACCCCUUCGGAAGUCUGGCCUUAACGCUGGGCUGGUCGGCUGGGUUUCAGGUGUCCAAUAGCUUGAGCUUCAGGCCCAUCAAACUUCCUAAGGGUUAAAGUAACUUGGCCUAAAAAAUACUGUUACAUACCUUUAGGCAGUCGCUUAAAAUUAUAAAUUGAAUCUGAAUAAAUUUUUAUAUAAGAACACGA
Molecule: messenger RNA, 601 nt
Organism: Drosophila ananassae
Lineage: Eukaryota; Metazoa; Arthropoda; Insecta; Diptera; Drosophilidae
Exons: 2
Coding region: 74-508 (144 amino acids)
Source: RefSeq, a predicted model, not a curated record